This is a messenger RNA of Chelmon rostratus (copperband butterflyfish), 2543 nucleotides long. It is a transcript of the gene stum, whose product is annotated as stum, mechanosensory transduction mediator homolog. The record is from RefSeq and is a predicted model, not a curated record. The transcript is spliced from 4 exons. Lineage: Eukaryota; Metazoa; Chordata; Actinopteri; Chaetodontiformes; Chaetodontidae. Bases 690 to 1127 code for a protein of 145 amino acids.
AUUUGACUGAAAGAAAGAUAAGAAAGAAAGAAAGCCGAGAAAGUGACUUACUUACUGGAAAGAGCCGCACAUCUUUCGAGGAUUUUUUUUAGGAGGAACUGCCACUGAUUGAACAUUCCUUCAGAACAUGCUGGACAAGGAAACAAAUGGCAGAAAUCAGUGACCUCUGACGAGACCGUGCUCUCACUUCUAAGGACUUACAGGCAUUUAAAUGAGGAGAAGUCAACAGUCUUGAGUAGAUCUCUCCUGGAAAAUCUCUUGUUUUACUUCAGACUUGUUUCUUGGCGGUCACUGAAAGGAAUUUCACAGUCUAUCAGAGACAUUUUUUGGAGAAAACUGCUCUCUAGGGAAGACUGAAAUUUGAUCGAAUAUUGCUGAAAAUCUGUUAGGCAGCAGAUCAAUCUGAAGACUUGACUUCAGUUGACUUUUCAUUGUAUUUCUCUGAGAUGGAGUUAAAUAUUUCUGGUUAUUCUAUGGACACAUAUUGAUUUUUUCACCAAUUUACCACAUAUUUGCACUACUUUAGACAACUUGUUGAUGAUAUUUGCUGGAGAACGUCACAUAGGUGGUGAGUUGUGAUCUAAUUCUCAAAGGAUACAAUCAACCACCGCUCAUUAUUUUACCGGCUUAUCAACAACUAGUUUAAACUUGAAGACAAAAGCCAGAAAGAGGGAAAGACAGAAAGAGAGAUGGCACAGAAAGAAGGGGGAACAGAGCAGGGGCGUGUUAAGACAGGGGACAGUCUUGGAGCCAAAGCCAUGGCCGGGGCCCCUACAGCAGGUGGAGGAGUGGUGGUGGAAGUCAGGGAGAAGAAGGGACCUCUGCGAGCUGCGAUACCCACAAUGCCUUUCCCUCUGGCAGUCAUCUGUCUGUUUCUGAACACCUUCAUACCUGGGCUCGGCACCUUCAUCUCAGCCUUCACGGUGCUGUGCGGAGCCCGCAGUGAGCUGAUCUCAGAGCGAGGCGUCUGCUGCGUGUUCUGGCUCAACGUGGCGGCGGCCCUCAUCCAGAUCCUGACAGCUGUUAUCAUGGUCGGAUGGAUCAUGAGCAUCUUCUGGGGAAUGGACAUGGUCAUCCUGGCAAUUUCUGACGGCUACAGAGACCAGGGUCUUCCUCAGGACGUCUGAGAGAGGUCGCUCUCACGUUUGCUGAUCGAUCACAUGGACAGUUCGACCUCCUCACCCUCCCCGAUGACGCGUGACGCGUGACGGUGACCUUUACCUUUGUGAUGACCUGUAGCUGUCUGUCUUUCCACCGCCGGACCGCAGAGAGAAGCAGAGACAUGAAAAUAAAUUAGCCUCUUGGAAAAAGGAAGAGAUGCAGCUGCUCUGUCGGAAACCUUCUGAUGGCACGCUGACGAUUGGUUGACACCAGGCCGCAUUUAUGCUUGAAGCUGAAGGAAUGAGACGGGGAAGAGAGACUAAAGCUGUACAAAACUGAACGUGUUUGUAUUUGUUGAGUGAUUUUAAUGGUGGUUUUUGAAUUCUGUCUUUUGAUAUUUUUCAUUUGAUCUAUCUGACAAAAACGUGCAGACCACCAGCCUGCAUGACAUGAUGGAGAAGGAGGAAAUACGAUGCAUUGGUGCGACUGUGUGAGAAAUUUAAGGUGUUGAUUUCCAAACUUUAUUUCUGUAUUUUUGAAUGACAAAAAAAAACAAAAAAAAACAUGUUGUACAUAAAAUUGCUGUAACAGGUGUUUUCAGAUCCCACCACCAGGCUCAUAACAGUGUUCCAUUGCAACCAGAAAGGAGCAUGUGACCGAACUAUAAAUUACCCUGAUAACUUGGUCUUGAUGGAGGUGCUUGCAACCCAUCCGUUAAUCUACACUUACUGUAGGUGCAGCGUUUCCUUCCUUCCAAGCAAUAUUUUACUGUAUGAGCAAGCGCAUCUUUAACACGCUGCAUCUGCCAAUCACAAGAUGUGUGUCAUGCUGAAACUGCAGGGCUGUGCUGAAAGUGACUCAUGCCUCCUGAUAAUCCUUCGGUUCAAGUUUUCACAGCUCUUAAAAGUGUAAAUCAGUGUCAGGGGGAGAUUAUACGUCAUUAGAACACUGUAUUCUAAUGACCAGGCUCCCACUCUCGGGAACCGUAGUUGACACCCUGUCUGACACAUUAUGACAAAGAUAUAAUUACAGUAAUGUCAUUCAAAUUUGUGACGGAGGUGCUUUGUUUGAACAGCUAUUCCUGACUUGUUUGGUAAGAGUCGUGCAUCCAUAAGCAGUUCUAAACACCAGAAGAGAAUAAUGUAUAUUCAGACAAUUAGGUUGUUCAGUUUACAGUUUUGUGUGUACAUUAUGUACAUAUUAAUGUGUGGGUGUUUGUGUGUGCAAUAAUGGAUAUGAGAGGGUCUGUAGGUCAUAAUUAAAGAUGGAAAAUUCUAUUAUGUACAAGGCUCAAGGCGGUGUCAUAUUCAACACAACUGCUGGUCCAAACAAAGCCUUUCCCGUGAUACCACAUCAGCUUUCUCAUGCGCGGUAUCAUUGGCUUGCUUCCCUGAGCCAGGCAUCUCAAACCGGUUCCAUAAAGGGCCGCGUGGCUGCAGGUU